CGGUGAACUAAAUUAGCUCUUGUUGUGUCUCCAAAACUGUAAAACAAAAUGUGACCUUUUCAACUUGAGUGAACAGGUUCUGAGCAGCAGCAAUUGUACAAAAACGUUUAUCUUCCGGUCAAACUGGGAAUACCGGCUCUGACGGAAACCAGGAAAGCUAUGUGCUUUGGGGGACUCCCCGAUAUAAAUGGAAACGCUUGAGGAGUAACAAAAAAUGAAUCGCAUUUGGGGUUAAAUAUUGGGAGGAGAGGCUCUUGUGGUGGCGGGUAUUGCUGGUAAUCACUUGCAAAAUAAACCACUUUUUCUCUUUUAUCUCCAACAGAUUUCCCAGCAGCACCUCACCCUGCUACUACACUAAUGCCGUCUAUCACUCAUCUCAACACUCCCCUCCAAGACGGCUGCGUACGUGUCGUGUGAUGUCACAGUCUCGCGAGAGGAGACUUGUGACGUCGGGAUUAGGUCUCUGGAUUGAGUCAAGGCGCUACACGUACACGUCUCUGCUGGACUUUUUAACAACGCUACGGGACUGCGGGCUGCGUUCAGUCAUUCGGGACUGUCCCAGGAAGAGCGGGACUGCUGGGCGGCAUGUCUCCAUUCUGAAGAUGACUGGCAGAACUCCAACUCAUAGUUACGUGAAACCUGCGUCCGUUUUAGCGACUUCAGGUGGGCACAACUAUCAGUUUCCAGCACUAGCCAACGCUGAGAGUGAUCUGCUGGAAGAAGAUGCGGAGGAAUUUGAGCUGCGCCCCCGGGGGAGAGAGAAGACACGACGUAGUACAUCGAAAGAGCGCAUUGACGAUAUUGUAUAUUUAAGCAAAGAUGUAUGUGAAGGGGACACCUUGAAUUCCAUAGCACUACAAUACUGCUGUUCUGUUGCAGAUUUGAAAAGAGCCAACAACUUUCUCAAUGAACAAGACUUCUUUGCUUUGCGGACCAUUAAAAUUCCUGUGAAGAGAUUUAGUGUACUGACACAGCCACAUUUUUCUCCGAAGGCAAAGGCUACAAGACCAGCUACUUUACAACUUUCACCAGAGCACCAAGAGAGUGAUCCCCUGAUUGGCCCCAGUUCUUAUGAGACUGCUGGCAGUUUCCUCCAAGAAGUAGAUCGAGACAUUGAAAAUAUUGUAAAAAACACAGACACAAAGAAAGAGAGCCUUAAGGAAGUUGUCUCUGCCUUAAGUCAAGAACAUUUUGAGCCUGAGCGAAUACUAGUUCCACAAAGGGAUCCCUAUCAUGGAGCAGACUGGAGCUUGGGAUGGUGGACAGCAGUUGCAAUAAUGGUAUUUGUAGGAAUAAUAACUCCAGUGUUUUACUUCCUUUACUAUGAGGUGUUAAUGAAAGCCAACACAAGUCAUUCGUUAAAUUCAAUUGAAAAACCUGGUCCUUCCUAGGAAUCCCUAUUGCAUAUCCACAAAAGAUAACAGAGGGAAAAGUAUCUCAGUAAGUGGAGUAAUGUAAUCCAAGGAAUGUACCUAGGGAGUCCUAGAUCAAAUUGGAUUCAUAUAUGGAGCAACAGAGAUUUCCAGUUGGAUGUUAAACUUCACCUUUGGCUGUUGAGGGAAGAUAAUGGAGAUCAUCACAGUAGGUCACAAUUCAUGGGAAUCUGCAAACGUUCUUAAAGGAGAAGGAAAGCUACCAAAGUAGUUUAUUGGCUAUAAAAAAAAAACACAAUAGUGCAAGCUAUGACACUUUAUUUAUUCUGCAGAA
Xenopus laevis (African clawed frog) is the source of this 1707-nucleotide messenger RNA. It is a transcript of the gene lysmd3.L, whose product is annotated as LysM, putative peptidoglycan-binding, domain containing 3 L homeolog. The transcript has 3 exons. The record is from RefSeq and is a predicted model, not a curated record. Gene Ontology annotation, cellular component: plasma membrane; Golgi apparatus. NCBI's taxonomy places the organism in Eukaryota, Metazoa, Chordata, Amphibia, Anura, Pipidae. Gene Ontology annotation, biological process: Golgi organization. The coding region runs from base 417 to 1391 and encodes 324 amino acids.